UCCCCGGCGCAUGCGCAGAGGCUAACAGCGGUGGCGUCUUCCCCUAGACCGAGCAACGCUGGUGCUUGGUGGGUCAGUCGGCAUCCAGCGGGGGCGUCGUCUUCGAUUUCGGAUGUAACGCGGUCCGGGGCUGCGACCAGCGACUGGAAACCCCCGCCGUCUCUCCGCCACCCAAGCGGGAGAAGAGGGCAUGCCGGGCAGGGAGUGAGAGCGGGGUGGCCUGCACCCUGUUUUCUUCGGGGAGGCGCCCGCGGUGAUGGCUUAGAAUCAAUAGAAACAAGAUGUGAAUGGAUGGACAUCGGGAAAAUCUGAUGUAAGCUUCUUUAAUUAGGACCCUUUCUGCAUUUACAGGAGACUCUUUUCUCCCAGGGCCAAGCUGGUUCUCUUAUAUUUUGAAAAGACACCCAUUUUCUUGCUGGGAAAUCACAUAUCCAUAUAAAUGCAGUAUAUGUAUGUAAAAGAAGACUGCAAAGCUAUGGCUUUCUGUGCAAAAAUGAGAAGUUCAAAGAAAAAUGAAAUCAGCACAGAAGUUCAGGAGCAAGGACUGGAAGUAAUCUUCUACUUACAAGAAAAGCCUUCCUUUUGUUAUACACGUGGCAAGUACACAGCAGAAGAACUUUGCAUUGAAGCUGCACAAAAAUGCUCUAUUUCUCCUUUGUGCCACAAUUUGUUUGCCCUCUUUGAUGAAAGUAGAAAGCUUUGGUAUGCACCAAAUCAUGUCUUCUGUAUUGAUGACAAAACUUCACUUCGUGUUUAUUAUCGCAUGAGGUUUUACUUUACUAAUUGGCAUGGAACAAAUGAAAAUGAGCCAUCUGUCUGGAGGCAUUCUCCAAAGAAGAAGAAUUCUUAUGAAACCAGAUCAGUACCAGAUGGAACACCACUCCUUGAUGCAAAUUCAUUAGAGUAUCUCUUUGCCCAGGGUCAGAAUGACUUGGUAAAAGGUCUUGCGCCUCUUCGGGAAGCUAAAAACGAUCAAGAAUCACAUGAAAUUGAAAAUGAAUGUUUGGGUAUGGCUGUACUUGCAAUAUCUCACUAUUUAAUUAAAAAAAAACUGGGGUUAAAAGAACUUCCCCAAGAUAUCAGCUAUAGACAGUAUAUUCCAGAAACAUUGAACAAGAAAAUUAGACAAAGAAACUUCUUAACGAGAAUACGAAUUAAAAAUGUUUUCAAGAACUUCCUCAAGGAAUUUAACAACAAGACCAUUUCUGACAGCAGUGUUUCUCCUCAUGAUCUGAAAGUGAAAUAUUUAGCCACAAUGGAGACAUUGACAAAGCAUUAUGGAGCUGAAAGAUUUGAGACAUCCUCACUGCUGAUUUCAUCAGAAAAUGAGAACUUUAACUUGGAUGCUUCUGAAACAAUAAUUCCCUGUUAUGAAGUGAUGGUGACAGGCAAUCUUGGAAUCCAAUGGCGACGUAAACCGCUUAUUAUACAAAGUGAAGAGGAAAAACAAAAAAUUAAGAAAAAAAAAUCUGACAACAAAGUGGAGAAAAAUGAAGAAAAAAACAAAAGGGAGGAAUGGAACAGUUUUUCUUACUUUCCUGAAAUAACUCAUCUUGUGAUCAAGGAAUCUACAGUUUGCAUCUACAAACAAGAUAACAAGAGGUUGGAAUUUAAACUAUCUUCACAUGAAGAAGCUUUGUCGUUUUCUGCUUUGGUAGAUGGAUACUUCAGGUUGACUGCAGAUGCCCACCACUUUCUUUGCACAGAUAUUGCACCACCUCUGAUAGAACAUAACAUUAAAAAUGGCUGCCAUGGUCCAAUUUGCACAGAAUAUGCUAUUAAUAAGCUGAAACAGGAAGGCAAUGAAGAAGGGACAUACGUAUUGAGAUGGAGCUGUACAGACUUCAACAACAUUCUCUUGACUGUGAUAUGUAUUGAAUACUCACAGCACUCGACGAAUCAUCCCAAACAGUAUAAGAACUUCCAGAUAGAAAUGAAGAAGGAUGGAUGUCUCUUGCAUGGAUCUGAUAAAUUCUUUCCAUCACUUAAAGAGUUGAUGGACCAUUUAAAAGGGCAGAUCCUAAGAACAGAUAACAUAGUCUUCACUCUCAAGCGAUGCUGUCAGCCAAAACCAAGAGAAAUCUCCAAUUUGCUAGUAGCUACAAAGAAAUCCCAAGAGUGGCAGCCAGUCUGUCCUUUAGGUCAACUGAGCUUUCAUCGAAUACUUAAAGAAGAAAUAAAGCAAGAUGAACAUCUUGGCAGAGGAACAAGAACACAGAUUUACUCUGGGAUUCUUAGCUAUAAGGACGAUGAAAGUUAUCAGGGGGAAAUGCAGAUUAAAGUUAUCCUGAAAGUCUUAGAUCCAAGCCACAGAGACAUUUCUCUGGCAUUUUUUGAGACAGCAAGCAUGAUGAGGCAAAUAUCCCAUAAGCACAUUGUCCUCCUUCAUGGAGUUUGUGUACGUGAUGUAGAAAACAUUAUGGUGGAAGAAUUAGUUGAGUUUGGGCCUCUGGAUCUUUUUAUGCACCGCAGGAGUGAUGUUCUUACAACACCUUGGAAAUUCAAAGUAGCAAAACAGUUGGCAAGUGCCUUGAGCUACCUGGAGGACAAAAACUUAGUACAUGGAAAUGUGUGCACAAAAAAUAUACUAUUAGCAAGAGAAGGAAUCGGAAAUGAAUAUGGACCUUUUAUAAAACUGAGUGACCCAGGAAUUCCAGUUACGGUGCUAUCUAGACAAGAAUGUGUUGAACGUAUUCCUUGGCUGGCUCCAGAAUGUGUGGAAGAUUCCAAAAAUUUAAGUGUGGCAGCAGAUAAGUGGAGUUUUGGGACCACUUUAUGGGAAAUUUGCUACAAUGGAGAAGUACCACUUAAAGAUAAGACCUUAGCAGAGAAGGAGAGAUUUUAUGAAGGUCAUUUCACACUUCCAGCCCCAUCGUGCAAGGAGCUGGCUGACCUGAUGAAGCAGUGCAUGCACUAUGACUCCAGUCAGAGGCCGUUCUUUAGAGCAAUUAUGCGGGAUAUCAACAAGCUAGAAGAGCAGAAUCCUGAUAUUGUCUCAGAGAAGAAGCCUAAUGCAGAGAUUGAUCCUACAAUAUUUGAAAAGCGUUUCUUGAAGCGGAUCCGUGAUUUAGGCGAGGGCCAUUUUGGCAAAGUUGAACUCUGCAGGUAUGACCCUGAAGGUGAUAAUACAGGAGAACAAGUAGCUGUAAAGUCACUGAAACCUGAUUGCGGUGGGAAUCACAUUGCUGACCUUAAGAAGGAAAUUGAAAUUCUAAGGAAUCUUUAUCAUGAAAACAUUGUGAAAUACAAAGGAAUCUGCACUGAAGAUGGUGGUAACGGAAUUAAGCUUAUCAUGGAGUUUCUUCCUUCUGGGAGCCUGAAAGACUAUCUCCCUCGAAACAAAACUAAGAUCUUCCUGAAACAACAACUGAAAUACGCUGUACAAAUCUGCAAGGGAAUGGAUUAUCUGGGAUCUCGACAGUAUGUUCAUCGAGACUUAGCAGCAAGGAACGUUCUAGUUGAAAAUGAGCAGAGGGUAAAGAUUGGGGACUUUGGACUGACUAAAGCCAUUGAAACGGAUAAGGAAUACUACAAAGUGAAUGAUGAUCGAGACAGCCCUGUAUUCUGGUAUGCUCCUGAAUGCCUAUUACAGAGCAAAUUCUAUAUUGCGUCAGACGUUUGGUCUUUUGGAGUGACCCUCUAUGAACUUUUGACUUACUGUGAUUCUGAGUGUAGUCCAAUGGCAGAAUUCUUGAAUAUGAUUGGCCCAACUCAAGGCCAGAUGACAGUCACACGGCUAGUACGCAUAUUAGCAGAUGGGAAACGGUUGCCUUGUCCUAAAAACUGUCCUGAAGAGGUUAACCAACUGAUGAGAAAGUGUUGGGAACAGGACCCUGGUGAGAGGACAACUUUUCACAAUCUGAUUCAAGGCUUUGAAGCACUUAUAAAGAAGUUAUAAUCUAACAUUUUUAUAUUGUUAUCGUUAAAUAGUUCAAAAGAUAAUGCCUAUUGCUACAUUUUGUAAUUUUGCAAUUCACCCUAUUAAUUCUUUUUUGCUUGGAAACAAGACUUUGCUACUCAGUCACCCCAAGCAGUAAAAGCAUUGAGCACUUGGCAGUCAACAUCUGUGGGAUGGCCAGAACUGUUGUAUUUCAAUCAUCUAGGUUCUGACUGGUGAAAAUAAAAUUGGUCUACGUAACAUUUGAAUGUUAUCAAAAUUUUUAAAAGGAAGCAGUAGUUUUGUCAGAAUAAUGAUUCAGGCCUUAAGGUAUGCAGCCUAUUAUAUUACUUCUUCAUGAACGCCUUUAAAAACGUAUAUUAUGCAAAAAUGCUAAUGCUUUUUUUUGCUGGAAGAGCCACACAAAUAUUCCUAUUCAUUGAGAAGGAUUGGAUCUGUACUCCUCAAACUCAGCUAUCCCAUGUAACUGAGUAGAAUAUUUUUGAAAUCAUUUUAAAGUGAAAAUGUUUAUAUUGUAUUAUGGACACUUGCUGUUCAUAAGAAUAAAAUGGAAGAAAUCACUAUAAAGCAUACUGUUGGGGAAAUCAUCAGUUCUUUAGAUCCCAGCCUGUUUCUUUUUGUAUAUUGUGUAUUUGUAAACUUGUUUCCUGUAUGCUCGGUGCCACCCAGCCCCCAUCACAUGUAUAGAGCAGAGGCUUCCUCUAGUCAUUCAUCCUAGGACAUUGUUGAUGCUUUCAUUUAUUUACUUCCCUUUAAAUGGAAAGCUGAGGAAAAGAUUUGCUUGAAAUGGUCCAUCUAAAUUUGUCAUUCUUGGUUUGGAGGAGAAUGUUGGAUUAGGGCUUUUGGGCCAUGGCCAAAUGCCAAUGGUUGCUCCUUUUAUUAUCAAGGGAAGUUUCUAAAUAAAAUACUCAAAUAACUCCAUUUUUUUUUCAUACAGUGGGUAUUCUGAUUCUUAUGCUGGAAUGCAGGAUUUUUAUACACCCAUCUUUUAUAUGUGAGGAAAAUAGGUAAAUGGAAGAGCAUUAUGUCAAUACUGAAGUGACACAUGCCUGAUAAUAUUUUCAGUAAACGUCGUAUAGCAGAUCAACAGACUAAGCAGCUAGCCACAAGAAGUGAUCUGUGUGUAUCUUUAUUUUGAACUGCAAUGCCCUCACUGCAUUGAGGAUGUUGCCAGAGAUAAAAUAUAACUUCAACAAUAAUGUAUGUAUUAUACCUGCAGUUUAUAAAGGAUAUAGUAGUCAGAACUUUACAGGUUAGGAAAGACCUUGAGCUGGAUCCAGGUUUAAUCACAGUUAAAGAAUGCCUCUUGAUUUCAUUGGUCAUUUCUAAGUAGACUUGACCUAAUCCAUUGAAUCUAAAUAAUACUUGUCCCUUCUAUUUUUUGAGUUGGAGGAAAAUGGCAAUAUGCAUAUAUGUGGAAUGGAGCCAUAUUGCUUGAUUUACCAGAUUGUCCUUUUCCUAUGUCAAUUCACUAGUCUUUUUAGGUUAAAAAAAUUAGGGGCAUUCUUUAAAGGGAAGCUAUUCUUUCCUAAAAUAAAAUAAUGCAUUUGCAAAAUAAUUCAGAAUUUGCAAUAAUGUAAAAUGUAAUUUUAACCCUAACCCAUCUUUCAAAUUGCCUGUUCUUUUCUGUAAUCUAUAAAUAUUCUAUAUGCACUUUGUUAUUCUUUAUUAAAAAAAAAAACCCUGAUUUUAUCCAGGAAUGUUUAUCCAUUUUUAAAAAAUGUUCUAAAAAAGGGCUGUGUGCUCAAGCCUGUACUUAGCAUGCUUUGAAGUGAUUGUCUGAUCCAUUUCAGAUGGCCAUUUUUGUGUUUUGUCGUGUUCAUGUCCAUUUUCCCUAUUUUAUUUCCCUAUUCCAUUUUAUUGAUUUAUUUGCAAUACAGUACAAAAACAUUUACUGUACAACUAUUUAUACAUACCAAGUUGAAUGCCUUGGAAAGUCAAAUUUGUAUGUUCUGGCUUACAUACAAAUUCGGCUUAAGGACAGACCUUGGGAAUUUGUUCUUAAACUUGGGACUACUUGUAAAGGCUACCAAAAGUGGCUUCCUUCCCCCAGACCACCCAAAAGCACAUUGGUCAAAACCCAUUGGUUAGUGUCAAGGAUGACUUUUAGGUCUAAUUCUACAGAAUAGCUGCCUGUUGCAGUUAAGCUGCCAUUGAACUCAAUGACACAACCCUGAUAACAUUUCAACCAGACUUAAAUACAUGAUUAUGCCAAAGCCACCGUAGGAUUAAAAAACAAAACAAAAAACCUUCAUAGAAGCUAUGGGGAAAGGGUGCUACAUGUACUUCUUGGGGACGUAUGUUCCAAAGCAUUGGAGGCACUAUAGAGAAGUUGUAUAUGACAUAUUUAUAUGGUUUUUCAUUUAUUUAAUAAGUCCAUCUCACUCAUUUGGAUUAUUUUUGCCUCUACAUGAUACUGAAUCAGUUCAAAAUCUGCAUGUAAAUAUAUGUAGAUACAGAUGGAUAUACAAGUAGGGGUGAUUAUUGCUCUGUUCCUUCUACUAUUUCAUAAAGAACUGCUGGAUAUUAAAUGUUUGGUCUACUACUGGAUACAUACUGGAAAUUCGGUCUAGUUCCAACACAAGACCUCUGCGCUGACCACCACCUCCCAUAAUCUAUAUAAUGAAGCCUUUUAUACAGCUGCUCAGGGUUAAACCAAGGAAGAGUAGUCAUCAUUUGAGGUGGUAUGGGUAAAGGAAGAAGACACUAAUACAAUUUAUUGCAUUUCUACUUUUUUCCCAUUCACAUCUUACAUAUGUGUAGAAAGUUGCAAUUUCAGGGCAUGGACAGAGGUAAUUAUGAAUUCAUGCUAUUGUGAUAUAUUAAUAGAGCUAUAACAUUAAGGUUGUGGACAAAGGCCUAGAUACAGAUUUAUAUUAAGCCAGUCAGGUGGUUGCUCCCUUCUACUCUCUACUAUAGGCAUACAUUAGGGAGGGGUGGUUUGUAAACCAUCUAAAGAACUAACUUGGUAAAGAUACAAUCCUGCAGUAGGACUUUAUCGUAAUUGCUUAUAUCCUAAAUUUCCGAAGACAUAACACUAUUGCAGAAAAAAAGAUUUGAUUGGUUGCCAAAUUUGUGCAUUGUGCCUCUCUCCCUUUUCCUUCUUCAGCUGAUUUAACCUCUUUCAAUAUUAACAAGGUGGAAUAAGCUAGCCAUAUAGGCUUGUAAGAACAUUAACUUGCCAGUUUAUUUAUGAAGAGCUUGACUGGUCCAAAAGUAAUGGAAAUGAAAUGAGACCAAUACAUAAACAAGGCGGGUCCAACUAAGAUUGCACUAUACGGGUAGUCUUUGGGUUAAGAACACCUGGUUUAAGGACGACUCAUAGUUAAGAACAGAACCUACUGUAGCAAAAUCUGAG
Messenger RNA from Python bivittatus (Burmese python), 7256 nucleotides. RefSeq names its product Janus kinase 1 (gene JAK1). Lineage: Eukaryota; Metazoa; Chordata; Lepidosauria; Squamata; Pythonidae. Gene Ontology annotation, biological process: cell differentiation; tyrosine phosphorylation of STAT protein; cell surface receptor signaling pathway via JAK-STAT. Gene Ontology annotation, cellular component: cytosol; membrane; cytoskeleton. The record is from RefSeq and is a predicted model, not a curated record. Gene Ontology annotation, molecular function: ATP binding; growth hormone receptor binding; non-membrane spanning protein tyrosine kinase activity.